AUGACGUUGCCAAAGGGUUCUUCUGAGAAGGAUGAUGGUAACAAGAACAAGAAUUCAAAUACUGACGACACGUCUCCACCUCCAGGUACUAGAAGCGAUCAAUGUGACGCCAGCAGAGAUGGCUUACCUAUUCGCAUCAAGGCAAAAGGAUCAGCUUCCCAAAUGGGAUCUUUGCGAGAGACUAUGGUACAGUCGGUAAGAGGAGAAACAGCACCAAACACUUCAGGCUAUGGUGACACUUUGCUAUCUGCAAAUGAACGAAGUCUUUACACGUCACCAGAACUUCCAGGUUCGCCUCUAUACUCAACGACCAAGCUACCAAACUCUUCAUCUGUUUCUGGCGGUCUUGAUGGGACUUCUCAAUUACCAGAAGAUGAGAACUCUCCAAUUCCAACUCAAGCAGCAUCUACUGGUACUUCUCAUGAAGUCACUCCAUCACCUCUUGAUCAUUUAGGUGACGACUCCAAACUAUCAAGGAAUGAAGCAUCGUCCCCGAGUCCAACUUACGCAAUAUCCCAUGACAUGUCUCAUGCCGAGUCCCAAGCUUCUUUUGGUCGCGUCAGCGAUGAUACUGAAGCAGCAAAGAGCGACGAGCCCUCUCCAAAUCCAGUUUCUGGGGCCUCCUCUGACCUCCCUCAUAGUAUAUCGCCGAAUUCCUUUUCAACGGGACGCCCCAAUACAGCACCAUAUCCGCCACCUCACAAUGCUCGCCAGAUUCCCCAAACCCCCGAGGAGUGCAUCGAAUGGUUGUUGAAAUGGGCGAUGGAUGAAGGCAUGGAAGGAACUAUGACAACAGCCAUUGGGCCAGAACUCGCUUGCCACUUGAUCACGUUCAAUCUUGAAGCCGCCCAAUCAGAAGAUCUCUCUCCGGCAGUCGCCAGUUUUGGUAGCACACCUAGCCUCUCAUCUUCUCUUACCGAUAUGAGGAGUGAAGCCUGGCAUCAAAUUUUUGCCAAACGGGUUAGAGAUUGGCUUAAAACCCCUGGGCAAGCAAAGAUGAAGGAAGAGAGGGAGAAGCUCAUCGACCAGAAAUUGAAAGAGGUUUCAAUUGACGGGGAGAAGAUCGACGAGAACUGGAGCUUCGACCAAAAGGUAAGAUUCAAGAGCGCUUGAUUUUGAACCUCGAUUGACAAUUCUUGCUACAGGUUGGACACCUUGCUGGACGACAAAACAUGCGGCUCUUGGAAGCUAGUUUCACCAUCGAUGGAGAUCCACCCGACAACAUCUACACUCCCAUGCCAAUGCAAUCGCAAGUGAGCAAGCAUGGCGAGUUCCAAGUUCAUCUUCGAUAUGUGGUUGACGGGGAUGCCCAAAACACUCAUGUACAGGUUCUUUAUUUCGACUUCCACACGCCAUUUUAUGAAUUCGCGAAAUCUCUCCAAGAGCAUACGGCCCAUUGUGUCAUCCCACCACUGGACUCUCUGAACGUAUUCAUGAAAGAGAUAUUUGUAAAGAAGAGAGAACUCGAGGGAGAGCAUGAAUCAGCCACCGGUACUUCUGAUCAAACCCCACGUCCAGCAACACAACCAAGCUUCCGAAUCAUGCGCACAGAAGAGGAGGGCGGUCUGAAAUACACGUACUAUCAAGGCUACAUGGGCCCACGGGAACCCCCCAACGACCGAGAAAGAGGCUAUACCAUGGCAGACGGCUCUUGGAAGUGCGAACGCGCGUUGCUAGCCCAAGCUAAGAACACUAUCCCGACACGUGCACUCGAAUGGACGAAGCAAAUCGCAAACGAGGAAGAUUACACGGCGAUGAUUAGGGAGCUCUACGAUACCAACAAAGCAGCCAGAGACGCCGCCGAUCCCCCACAAAGCAUGCUCCGCCCUCGAGGCUUUUUCCAGGAAGACGAUGAUCCUGAUACUACCUAUGUACUCUGUAUCAUGCAUGUAAGUGCCCCCCUUGCGAACCUCGCCUUUGUAUUUUGAAGGCUAGCUAACUUCAUGGUGCACAGUUAAUGGAUUAUGCCGAGUUCCUCAAGUAUGAGAAGCGCAAGGAGAUCGAGAAGAAGGCUGAUGAGAAAUCGUGUGCUGAGUGGACUAAGAACACGCCAGAUAUCAAGCCGCUUCAGAGGUGGUCGGAGUGGGUUGAUGAAUGUAAUGCUAAGGGGGUUGAUCCAUAUGCGAAUGUCUUUGGCAACAAUAAGUCCCGCUGA
Molecule: messenger RNA, 2155 nt
Organism: Hymenoscyphus albidus
Lineage: Eukaryota; Fungi; Ascomycota; Leotiomycetes; Helotiales; Helotiaceae
Source: the annotation of a GenBank genome assembly